Molecule: messenger RNA, 10520 nt
Organism: Pungitius pungitius (ninespine stickleback)
Lineage: Eukaryota; Metazoa; Chordata; Actinopteri; Perciformes; Gasterosteidae
Product: myomegalin-like
Exons: 41
Coding region: 634-7956 (2440 amino acids)
Biological process (GO): centrosome cycle; positive regulation of microtubule nucleation; regulation of Golgi organization
Cellular component (GO): centrosome; nucleus; Golgi apparatus
Molecular function (GO): molecular adaptor activity; zinc ion binding
Source: RefSeq, a predicted model, not a curated record
CACAUCGUUAGCAGCCCGGAGGAUCUCCGACCGUACGAAGCACCGGGCCAGAAGCACACACCGGAGAAAGACUCGGAGGACCGUCCCGGGACGCUAAUUACCGCUCCGUGUCCGUGUCCGGAUUCGUACCGAUCGCCGGUCGUUAACAACCGGAUGUCGCGCGGCCGGUGUGUGCGGGAUAUGCGCAGCAGCGGUUUGGCGAUAGGGCGAGGACGAUGUCCACAUAAAUACUGCAUCUGAUUGACGAGACAUUCACAUGGCGUCACUGGGAGUCCCUGCGAGUGAAUGUGCGCCAUAUUCCCGAUGCACCUCCACCUGCAGCCAAUGAAUGGCGAUCCUGGGCUGAUGGACAUUCAUGACACGUGCAACCGUUCUCCAAAAAGCAUAUUGCUUCACCUUGUCUACCUCGUUUCGUUUAUUUUAAGGCUUCGAAUUCAAUGCCACUGCCAGGACUGAUGUCAGAAGGAGCUGUGCGCUAUUUCCCUGCUUUUAUUGUACUCUAAAAGCACAGUUCAUUCCAUGCAGGUGACACCUUGGUGCUUUUUUUUGCGUGCCCAACGGAUACAAUUCACCACAAUACGGGUUUGGGUGUCCUCAUGUUACAGUGAACAAGGAUAGAUACGAACCUGUGGCAUGCUCGAUCUCAAGAUGAAGGAAGCGUGUCGCAUCUGUGGACGGGAGCUCUGUGGUAACCAGCGGCGAUGGAUCUUCCAUCCCACCCACAAGCUCAACCUGCAGGUGCUGCUGUCUCACGCUGUCGGGCGAGAGCUGACCCGGGACGGCAGAGGAGAGUUCGCCUGCUCAAAGUGCACCUUCAUGCUGGACCGCAUGUACCGCUUCGACACGGUCAUAGCCCGCGUGGAGGCCCUGUCCAUCGAGAGGUUGCAGCGUCUCCUGCAAGAGAAACACCGGCUGAGGCAGUGCAUCAGUGGGCUCUUCCGGAAAACUAACGCCGAAGAGGAUGCGGUGACGUUACCUGGAGGGAAUGAUGGACCGGGAGACGGAAUGGUUGACAUUUCUGGUCUCACUCAUGCCAAGUACUGUGCCCUGCUACAAGACGAUCUGGUCUACUCUUUGUACGAGUCCUGGGCCGAUGACGGUCUGGACUGUCAACCCCACCACCACCACCACCACCCUCAGGGUUCUGCUGGUCCGGAGUCGGAGGUUACAGUUGCAGGCUCACACCGUUGCGUUCCCAGCACUCCCAGGAAGUGUCGGGGUUGUUCCUACUGGCGGGUGGCGGACUCUGACUAUGAAGCUGUUUGUAAGGUGCCCAGGAAACUGGCACGGAGUAUUUCCUGCGGGCCGUCAUCCAGAUAUUCGGCCAGUGUUGUUGGAGGGAGUGUGACCGGAGGAGGUGGAGGAGGAGGUGAUGGUGAUGGAGAUGGAGAAAAGAAUAAUGUGGAGGAUUCUGAAGAACCACCUUCCUCUUUAACUCUGGUCCCUGAUUCUCAGGAGCCCUCGCGGUCAUCAGAUAGUGAUCGCACACUGGCUGGACGAGCCAGCUCCAGCCCCUCUGUAGCAUCCUUGGAGGAGUAUAUUCAGCCUGCGGCUAUAGCAGACGGGCGGCUGAGGUCCCCCAGGGAACUCCUAGAUGACCGGAUGUCCGACUCCCUCUCCGAGGAGCACAUGGGAGCCACGCAUGGCCGAGCCUCACCUGGACCCGGCCUCUCCAUGGCCCUCUGUUUGCUGCAGAGCUGUGCCGUCUACCGGCCAGUGUUGAGCUGUAAGGGGAGCAGGCUGCCAGUGCUGCUCAGACGGAGCGCUACUAAUGGAGGCUCGAUCCCUCGAUUCCCUGAUCCCGUUCUGGGUGUGUCUUAUGGAGCUCCAGAGGGAGAAGGAGACAACCACAUGCCCACACCGGAGGUGGAGACUCCUCUGAUCAGACUGGUUGAUCAGGAUCCAAACCUUCCUUACAUGGAGGAUUUGUUGGAUGAUUUGUAUAGAGAGUAUCCUCCACCGCGUCCUCACCAGAGCCUCGUCGAGGAGCAGCAGAGUCAACUCAACCAGUACGAGUGUGCAGCCGGUCAAUGUGUCAGCGAGCUGCAGAAGGCCCAGCUUCAGGUCCAAUCCCUGCAGGCUAAGAUCCACGAGAGCGAGGCCAACAAUAUGAAGCUGCAGGAGAAGCUGAACGAGAUGGAGUGUGAGCUGCGUUCAAUUCGCCAGGCUGCACAGAGUCAGGAAAGAACCAUUCAGGUCCUCACCGAGUCCUUCAGCACCAAAGACAGUGAGGCCCAGGAGCUGUACCAGCUGAUGGUGGGGCAGAACUCCACGCUGUGUAAGCUGAGGGAAAUGGUCCACCGCAACCAGCUGGCUCAAUCUAAGGCACCAGAAGGGGUCAGCGAGUCUGUGAUGCUUGCCAAGCUGCAGGGCGAGCUGGUGGGGGUGCAAAGCGCCUUGUUCUCCCUCGGGCUGGAGCUGGAGGCCAGCCAGAGGAGCCUGAGACAAAGCCAGAGGCAAGGAGACGACCUGUCGAGGUUCAAGGACAGGCUCAACUGUGAUCUGCAAGAGGUGCAGCAGCACAGGGAGGUCACUGAGAAGCACAACCAGCACCUGCGUUCUGCCCUUCAGAAAACCCGCUCCGAGCUUCAGGCUAAAGAAGCAGCUCUGAAGGAGGCCGAGGCGGAGAGACACACUGUGGUGCAGGAGAAAGAGAUGAGCAUCACGCAGCUCAAACACUCUCUGCAGGACAAGGAGCAACAGCUACAGGAGUACUCGGAGAUGUUGGAUUCAACAGGAAGCUCCAAACCCAGAGACGCCCUGCUGGAGAAACUUAAAGAGCGUAUUAAGGACAGAGACAGGGCUCUGGAGCGCUCCAUCGAUGACAAGUUCCGCUGUGUGGAGGAGCGCGAGGGCCAAGUGAGGAGGCUGCAGCUGGCCCUCAGGGAGAAGGAGCGGGACCUGGAGAGACUCCGCAGCAUUCUGUCCAACAACGAGGAGACCAUCACGAGUCUGGACGCCCUGGUCCGCGGCAAAGAGCUGGAGCUGGAACAGGCGGCAGAGGCCUACAGGAACCUCCAGUGGCUGAAGCAGCAGAGCGAGGAGAAGGAGAGAAACACCCUGCGAGAGAAAGACGCCAUCAUAAGCCAGCUACAGGCAGCUCUACAGUCGCACAGCCUGGAGGCACAGGAUCUGACGGCGACCCUCGUUGCCAGAGUUCAGGCGGGUCCCACUGAGGUCGUGGAGGAGUUGAAGGCUCGGCUUGCGCUGAAAGAGAAACUCUUCCAGGAACUGAUAUCGGAUCGCAGCCGCCAGUCCAGCGAACACCAAGCCCAGGUCCAGGAGAUGCUCGACACGCUGGGCUCCAAAGAUCAGUAUCUGCAGGACUACUCCCACAGGCUCUCCCUUGUGAUUAGCGAGCGGACCGGUCAGCUGCAGGAGCUGCGCCGACAGCUGUUCUGCGGAGAGCAAGAGCUGUGCGCUCUGAAGCGGGACAAGGAGCGAGAAGUGGGGGGAGAGGCGGAGCACCUGCGCAGUCUGCUGAAAGAGAAAGACGCCUUCAUCAAGGAGCUGGUGCAGGGCCAGGAGGAGGCCAUGCAGCCGUCCUCUAAGGACAGUGAGGCAGAGAUGAGGGCUCUCCAGGAAGAGCUGCAGCUGGUGCUGAGGAAAGAUCGGGAGGCUCAGAAGGAGCUCUCUGCUCUGCGGUUGUCUUUGGCUCGCCAGCAGGACAAUAAGGACAGCACCGAUCACCAAUGUGUGCUGGAGCAGCUUGUGUCAGAGUACAACAAGCUGAACGAUGCCCUGAGGGCGGAGAAGAGAUUAUACCAAAGUCUCACACACAUUCACACCAAGAGUGACAGCGCUGAGCAGAUCCAGGCCCUCCACACCGAGCUUGACACGGUUCAGGCGCUGCGCAGACAGCUGGAGGAGGUCCUGGCGAGGACCCGUAACAUGGCCCUGAUGCUGGAUCGGGCAGCUAAAAAGCAGCCUGACUUUGGAGAGCUCAGCACAGACGAAGAAAGGGAGGAGGAAGAGGAGGACGAAGGAGGCGAUGAAGACGGCAGCAGUGACGAGUUUACGGACAGCAUAGAGGAGGAUGAUGAUAAAGUGACGGCCAGAAGUUUGGCCUCCCUUCAGGCUCGUGGAGCUGACGCUGAUUCAAAGCAACUUGAGGAAGCAAGAAAAACCCUUGAAGGCCAGCUUAAAGAAAUAAGGUUACAGCUGGAGAAGGACGGAUACACCUCAGUGGCUCACAUGAGGAGUGCACUGCAGAGGUUGCAGCAGGAGAACCAGGCUUUGAAAGAAACCAGAGGACAAGCUGGAUUUGUGGGAUCGAGGACAAACCCGGAGAGGAAUCACAGGGGUUUGAAUCAGGAAAAGGAGCUAGAAGAGGAAGGAGAUAUCGAGGAAGAAGAUGGAGAGGAGGAAACAUCUCUGUUGCUGGUGGGAAAGCGAGGUCAUCCGUGUGCUGGUCUGAGUGACCAGCGAGGGAAGAGGCUCUGCAAGAGCCCACCGUCCCUGAGGUCCCAUCAUCAUCACACACACCAGCCUGCGACGGAGGCGGAGCCUGUCGGGGCCCGCAGCGAGGAGGGGGCGCUCUGGCAGGACACAGAAGAGGGCCUUCAAGAGCAGGCGGCCCGCCUGAGCUCCGAUCUGGCUCUGAGCCACCAGGAGAACGGGGAGCUGCGGGAAAGGCUGAUGGUGUCGGAAGCCACGGUCCACGCUCAGGCUGAACAACUGAAGGACUACCGGGAUCUGCUCACCGAGACAUCCGUCCAGCAGGCCAGUAAGCAGGUGCAGGUGGAUCUCCAGGAUCUGGGUUAUGAGACUUGUGGUCGCAGUGAGAACGAAGCCGAGAGAGAAGACGCCAGCAGCCCAGAGUUUGAUGACCUGGAGAUGUGCACGUCGCUGUCCCAUCAACAGGACUAUGAGGGUGCUGGCGGCAGCUGGUACGCCGGCAGCUGUAACGCGGGCGAGAUGGAGGACGAGUCCGCCUCUCUGCAGCCACUGGUCCAGGAUCUCCGCUCACAGCUAACCCGCUGCCACAAGGUGAUCCGUGGGCUGCAGCUACGCGUCCGCUCUCUGUCCACCACCAGCGACUACGCCUCCAGCCUGGAGCGAACGCCACGCAAGGUAAACUGGGCCUUUGAGACAUCCCCGGCCCCCAGCGGUGUGGAGGAGGAUGAGGGCUGGAUGUCGGACACUCAGGGCAUUCUGUCGGGGCCCAAACCCAGCAGGGAGCUGAAAGAACUGAUGGCUCGGGUUGCGUCACUGGAGGCGCAACUCAAGAGCUCUAGACUGGAAGACAAAAUCCAAGCAGAGGAGGGGAAAUGUGCCACCUGGCCCGGGAAAUACAACUCCCUGAUUCAGGCACAAGCCCGCGAGCUGUCCCACCUGAGGCAGAGGAUGAAAGAGGGCCAAGGAGUCUGCCACAUCCUCACCCAGCACCUGGGUGAUACCACCAAGGCCUUCGAGGAGCUGCUGCGGGCCAACGACAUUGAUUACUACAUGGGUCAGAGCUUCAGAGAGCAGUUGGCACAGAACUCUGCCCUGGCACAAAGAGUGGUCACCAAGAUCACUGGACGCGACCGCGCAGAGAGCCAUGAGGACAAGACGGGCCAUGAGUUGCUUGCCCUGAGGCUGAGCAAAGAGCUUCAGCAGAAAGACAAAAUCAUCGAGUCCCUGCACACGCAGCUGCAGCAGCGUCCAGAGACCCCGUCCAGCUGCCACGCCCUCUCUGAGACCACCGACCAAUCAGACAGAACGUCCUUGGUGUCUGAUGAGUACAGAACCAAUGAGGACUUGGAGCUGUCUUCCGAUUUAGACGCCAGAGAAUAUCAUGAGGAGCACGAGCUGGAGCAGCCAGGACAAGGAUCCGAACACGAAGCCCAUCCACCUAUCCUUCAUCCUCGUGGCUUCCUUAAGUCCUCCAGCAGCUGUCCCAACAUGCAUUGCACGGCCCCUGUGAGUUUGACCAGUCCGUCCUUUGCAGCCCUUUUCAAAGAGCCUGUCCCCUACUCUCUUCCCUCUGGCCCUGACGUCUGGGGUAACAAAGUCAUUUCUGACCCUCGGCCCAGGGCCCUGUCUGUGAUCGCUGUUCGCCCAGAGCUGGACUCGCUGUACAAACUGAUGAAUGAGCAGAGCAGGGGCUACACAGAUCCCCAUGGAAAGGCUCUGUUCACUCUCACCCCGGGUGCCCACGUCCAGCAAUCCCAUCCAGCCUGUCAACAGUACCUGCUGGGUGGCAUUCCCGAAGGCCGCUCGAUAAAGUCCGACUCGGGCCUCGUGACGGGGCGCACUUUGUGGGACGUUGAAAACACGGCUCGGCGAGGUGGAGGCUACUCUGGAUCAUCGGCUCCCCAGCAAGGAAGCAGCUACGCAGGGGUGAAUUUGAUAGAGGAGCACCUGCGGGAGGUGAGGUGUCUGCGACAGCGUCUGGAGGAGUCCAUCGGGACCAAUGAGAGGCUCCGGCAGCAGCUGGAAGACAGACUAAACUCAACCGGGCGGGAUGGAGGGGCACCAACAAACAUCUACAUUCAGGGACUGGACACUGUCACUCAACUGUCCAAUGAGAUCCGAGUCCUGAAGGAAGAAAACUUGGGUCUAAAGUCCCACCUGCAGGCCAGCACAGACACUCGUGAGGAGGUGGUGCAGUUGCGGGAGGCGGUGUUUGCGGCACGCGCCCGCCUGAAACAAGCAGAGCUUGAGGCGGAGCAGUGGAAAGAGGAGCUCAGACGACUUCAGGCCCACACCCAGGAGCAAGGACAGCAGAUACACAUAUUAAGGCAAGAGCGGCAGGCCAGUCAGGAGAAAACCAACAGGCUCCAGCAUGAUGUGUCUCUACUGCAACAGCAGCUAUGUGAGAGCAGAGAGCUCAUACACUCCCUGCAGAGUGAACUACAAGUGUACGAUCGAGUGUGUUCCAGCACGAAGGCCAACAAAGGCUUCCUGUGUGAGCUCCCAGGUCUUCCGGUGGAGCUGGGGGAGCUGCUCGCCGAGGUGAGGAGCCUGCGGGCCCAGCUGCAGAACAGCGUCCAGGAGAACAGUGCCCUCAAACAGCUGGAGCUCCACAAGCAGCUGGAGCAGAAGCUGGGCGUCGGCUCCCCUCGGACGCCCUCCCUCGCCGCCCUCACCGCCAGCCCUCAGAGAGAGAACUUCUACAGGCGACAGCUGCUGCACGACCCAGCUCCGUCUCCACCGGUCAGGGACAUCGGCCUGUUUAACUGUGGAUCUCCCGGUCCUCCCUACCCGGACCUGGAUGACAGCCACAGCACUGCAAAUGACCCUCUUGACCCUCACUCCGAGCUGGAGGGGGAGGCCCCUGAUGGAUCAUUUGCAAACCGUAAUGGCCGCCACGCCAUCGGUCAUGUGGAUGACUUCAGUGCUCUCCAGCAGCAAGUCCUGGAGGGAAAAAGCCUCGUGCAGCGCAUGGAGACAACCCUGCAGGCCUGCCUCGGGCCGCAACUGCUGGAGGGCAACCAGAAGCAAAGUAGUGAGCUGGUCCUGGGCUACGGAUGUGUGAAGAGUCUGCUGUCCAACACCAAGACUCUGAGACAGAUCCUGGAGGAGGCCAUGUCCCUGCUGAGAAUGUUCUGGAGAGCAGCUCUGCCCAGCACUAAUCCCUCAAUCCAAAACCUCAAGAAGGAGCAGUGCAUGCAAGAGGAGAUCUUGUCGCUGAAACUGCGUAUGUCGGAGCAGGACGAUGUCCUUAAGGGGACGAUUCACAGACUGAGGAGCACCAGCCGCACCAAGGAGAACAUGGAGCACUUCAUUGUCAACCAGUUGUCGAGGACUCGUGAUGUCCUGAAGAAAGCAAGGACAAAUUUAGAGAAGAAUGAGCUGAGACUUUCCUCUCUAAGCUCCUCCUCUUCCUCUCCUUAUGAUGUUGAGGACCCAGGAGUUCCUGCCGGAGGGGGGCCUGCUGAUCGCAGUUUCGUGAAGAGCAGCGGUGCUUCCGGAGCAGCAGCCAAUCAACGUCCAGCUGCGAGGAAGCGCAGCAGCCAAUGCCUGCAUUAGACUUUUAAAGAACCAGCCUCCACCUCUGACCUCUAACCUCUAUGCUGAAACAGCCCCCCGCAACAGCCUUUCACCCCCCCCCCCCCCCCCCCUCCCCCAGUCUCCGUCCAACCAUGCAUCCAUGCGUCCCUCCUCCAGGCAAUAGGUGUGCAGCAUAAUGCGCCUCUUGAGCCUCCCACCACAUGGGUGGUUGUCUUUGAGCGAUGCCGUCGGCGGCGCGCCUCAUCGUGUGCGUGACUGAAGGUGUUUGAAUGGUGCCUCUGGUGGUUUUAGUGAAGUGAGUCCUACUGACGGAGCUGGUUGAGGAUGCUCCCAGGCGCUGAUCUCAGACCAGGUUUGUCUUCUCAAAGUGGUUUCAGAAGACUUUUCGGUUGUAUUAUAGAAACUUUCAAGUUAAUGGUAUGGGAUUACGAGGUUUUAAAAAUAAUAUAUUUACAGAAAAAUGAAUGAAUUUUAUUUGCAAGUUCAAAUCAAAAGUUUCUAUAGUACACCUCCUGAUCUGUGUCUAAGAGCAUCUUCUUUUUAGAGCCAGACAGCAUGCGGACAACAGAUGGUCAUGCAUGUUUAAUCGUGGCUUGAGGAAGGACACACCACGUGUGUGUGUGUGUGUGAUCAAUAACUGCUCACUCAAAGACAAGACAUCCAACCAUUGACAGAAGUGCAAGGUUACUUGACGUGGCACUUUUAAAAAUGAAUUCAUUGAAUAUAUUAUUAUUUUUGCGAAGGCAAUGCAAGGAACAAAGACAUCCACGAUGUAACCCUAGAAACAGUGGAGGAAUGUACAGGACGUGGGCGCAAUGUGGGGGAAGCUCAUGGAAGCUUUGUCAGACGAGGGAUUGAAAAGGGAAACAGAGUCAGAGAAAGGUUUCAUUUUAGUCACAAACCUCUUUUACAAUUCUAACAAUGCUUGAAAUAGAAAUACUGAAAAAUUAAAAAGCGAAGGAGCCAUUUUAAAUUUAUACUUAAGGCUUCAAAAAAAUCAGUCAAAUAUUUUUUAUUCCUGAGAAAGAACUACACAGAAAUAUGUUAAACAAAUUUUAAAAAGAGGUUAAAGUGCUGAAAUGGAACCAGGCUGAACACGCGUAUUCAAGCUCCUCCGUAGGAGUCCUCAUACGAGCAUGUGCAAUAAUGAUGUUUCUUGAAUGAUAUUCUGCACCAGGUUUGUUUGUUUUUUGCUUUGCUUUACACCGUAUUAGCAGUCACACUCGUGAUAAGCCAUGACUCGAUCAUUGUUACGAUUGUACUUUUUACUGGAUCGGGACAGUGGAUUGCCAGUACCUGCCAAACUUUGAACCUGGAACUCUUCACUUGCCAUCGACUUGCCUCAUCCAUGCGAAUGACAAACCAAACCCAGGUCGGAUCGGAGCGCAGGGAUACAAAGUCAUCCUUAUCUUCUGAGGGCCUCCAGAACCACGGAGACAGCAACCGUUAGACAGCUACUUCAGUUCACUGCGAAUUGUGACAAAGAAAUUAGCUCCUUUUUUGGACCAAAAUUGUGGAUUUUGCCACUUGGCCGUGUUUUAUUGUCUUUGUGUUUUUUCUCUCGGUUCAGCAUUCCCAUGGCAAUGGCAAUUUAGGUCAUGAAGAUGUUCUAGAUGAUGCAAACUUUGGCAGGCUACUGGUGGGAUCAUUGCUCCUUAAUUCACUAACUUGUGACAGUUGAGAUUUAGUUAGAUGAGUUCUUGCUGUACAUUAGCCAUCUUGUGCUGUAAAUAACCUGCUUGUCUGUGUGAACCUGUGAGUGAAUUUGUGAGUGCGUGCAUGUGUGUGCGAGUUUAAAAAAAACAUCCUACAUUUGCUUUUUGCAAAGUUGAUUUUCGGGGUAUCUGUGCAAUAGCUUUAUGUGUUUUAUUUUGAUGUUAAACAUCAUUGUAAUACAAGUAUGAAUGCUGCAUUCACUUCCUGCAAUGUAUGAUUUAUGCAUUAGAGGAACAUGUCUCUUUGAAUUACUUAGUCACUUAGGCUGGUAAGAAAUCCCCAACGAUGCCUUCAUGAUAUCUUAGUCAAUGAUCCCUAUAUCAAUAAUAAUGUUGCUUCGCUUGCGUUUCAAUUUGUUAGCUUGAGAGCUUCUUCGGCUGCAGAGUUGGCCUCGAACUAGCGCUCAUCUACCGGAGAUCUGCCAAAUUAGUUUGCGCACGAGUUCAAAUAAAAAGUGGGCAUGUAUUUCAAUGGAUAUAAAAAAAAGUUUGAUACUUCCUUUUGAAAUUUAAAAAGCCAAAAGGGAAAGAUUUUGAAAAAUGGUCUUGUCAAAAGAAAAAGCCAAUGAUUGGACAGCUUUUGAUCCACAAAGCACCUUGUUGCUCUCUGUUAAGAAGGAAAUCAAACAGCAGGUCAAAGCAAAGUAUUGUUGGUCCUGAUUUCCGUAUGCAUAUACUGCUAUUUGAUUGGUGCAGCUUCUAUGUGAUAGGAAAGCAGUUUUUUCUGAGUUUGUGCAUAAUGAACUAGAAGGCCGAUGCAGGAGUCGUAUGGAUCCUGUCUCUGAUGACAGUUAACAGUGUGCUGUGUUGGCAAAGUAUUACCAGUGAACGAUUUAAAAAAGGAAUUAAUAAAACACGUCAAGAUUG